AUGGCGUCGAGCAGCGAAGCCGCCACGGCACCCGCCGCCUGCUCCUCCUCGGCGAGGCGAGGAACCUUUGUCGUGCUCGAGGGCCUCGACCGCAGCGGCAAGUCGACGCAGGUCAAGCUUCUCGAGGAGCGCUUCGUCUCCGAGGGCCGGCCGGUCAAGGUGAUGCGGUUUCCCGGUCAGUCCCUUCCUCUCCGUUCCCGGGCUCGGCGGCGGUCGGCAUCGCGGAGGGACCCUUGCUCACACGGACGGCCGCGCGCUGCAGACAGGACGACGCCGAUCGGCCAGAUGAUCGACUCGUACCUCCGGAGCGCCGUCAAGAUGGACGACCACGUCAUCCACCUACUCUUCAGCGCCAACCGCUGGGAGGCAGCGGCCGACAUACACGCGCUCCUCGCCUCCGGCACCUCGGUCGUCUGCGACCGCUUCUACCACUCGGGCAUCGUCUACUCGGCGGCGAAGCAGAAUCCCUCGCUCUCGCUCUCGUGGGCGCGCGCCCCCGAGCAGGGCCUCCCGCGGCCCGACGCCGUGCUCUUCCUCGACCUCGACGAGCAGACGGCCAAGACCCGCGGCGGCUGGGGCGGCGAGGUGUACGAAAAGGCCGAGAUGCAGAAGCGCGUCAAGGAGCUGUUCUGGGAGCUGAGCAUGGGCGGCACCGACCGACACAGGGGGCCGCUGGCCCAGACGCUCGAGGACACGUCGGACCGCGGCACCAAGAGGCUGUGGAGGCAGGAGGAGGAGGACCUGAUUGUCAUCGACGCAGCCGCCGGCGUCGAGGACGUGGCGGCGCAGAUUUGGGCUCACGUUCGGGCUCGAGUCAAGCAGGUGGACGAUGGAGAGGUGGGACGAAGCGUCAGGAUAGUGGAGUGA
This is a messenger RNA of Drechmeria coniospora, 867 nucleotides long. Its product is annotated as Thymidylate kinase. Lineage: Eukaryota; Fungi; Ascomycota; Sordariomycetes; Hypocreales; Ophiocordycipitaceae. The transcript is spliced from 2 exons. The record is from RefSeq and is a predicted model, not a curated record. Gene Ontology annotation, molecular function: ATP binding; dTMP kinase activity. The coding region runs from base 1 to 867 and encodes 288 amino acids. Gene Ontology annotation, biological process: dUDP biosynthetic process; dTDP biosynthetic process; dTTP biosynthetic process. Gene Ontology annotation, cellular component: cytoplasm.